AUGAUGAUGAUGAUGAUGAUGAUGAUGAUGAUGAUGAUGAUGAUGAUCGAUGAUGAUGAUGAUGAUGAUGAUGAUGAUGAUGAUGAUGAUGAUGAUGAUGCCGUUGUGCUUUUGCGGUGCUUGCGACACUAUGAGACGCAUAUAAUCCACCUGCCCGGCUGCAAAGAAUGCUUGAAGAGAACUCUUGAUGGCAGUUCUGACUGCAAGCGUUGUCUCGCUGAGGUAAUCUACGUUACUGAAUCAGUGAAGUGCACGGUGGAAGCCAAGGUCAGGAAGACAAUGGUCCUUCUCAACCUUGAUGUCUAA
This is a messenger RNA of Dibothriocephalus latus, 306 nucleotides long. NCBI's taxonomy places the organism in Eukaryota, Metazoa, Platyhelminthes, Cestoda, Diphyllobothriidea, Diphyllobothriidae. The record is from the annotation of a GenBank genome assembly.